AUGGCUAGAGUAUGGCGUACGGUGUACACGAUGCUGCACGCGAGGAUCGGAUCACAGCUGUAUUCUCAGCCAGCAAGAUCCCCCGUCUCAUCAGCCUUGCAGCGUCCUUACGGCGCAGUACGCGCCUGCACCCCGCAAGGACACGCGCCGCCGAGCUUGCGUAUCAGGCUGGGCUGGGGAGUAGGCCGCCGCAUGCCCAAGACGAGGAACGGGCACGAACUGGCCGACUUACGCAUUAGACCAGUGCCGCCGACUGUUUCCUCCAGCUGGAGACGGCUAUCCGAGCCCAGAAUCUGCUCGCAAAACGCGCCGAGGGCAGUGACCGCCAAGUUCUGCCUUACAAACGGCCGUACUCUCGACCGAGAGUUCUACCUGGCAGCGUCGUGGUUCAGGCGCGCGCCAUCGUCGCGUGACCUGUCCGCGACAAAGCUGCUCCCUCGAUCGGGUCACGACGGUCUCGAGGACUGGCUGGGUGUGACGAGAGGUGCAGAAGCGAAGCCCGCCCGUCCAGUCGUAGCGCCUUGUGAGGCGAGCCUGUCACCUCGCGCUCGCCAUUGGCUGGAAACCUCCGGCCGUCACCCUGAGAACUGA
Messenger RNA from Thermothielavioides terrestris NRRL 8126, 591 nucleotides. RefSeq lists its product as uncharacterized. The transcript is spliced from 4 exons. The record is from RefSeq and is a predicted model, not a curated record. NCBI's taxonomy places the organism in Eukaryota, Fungi, Ascomycota, Sordariomycetes, Sordariales, Chaetomiaceae. The coding region runs from base 1 to 591 and encodes 196 amino acids.